Molecule: messenger RNA, 4155 nt
Organism: Prunus armeniaca (apricot)
Lineage: Eukaryota; Viridiplantae; Streptophyta; Magnoliopsida; Rosales; Rosaceae
Source: the annotation of a GenBank genome assembly
AUGGCAGUGGAGAAGAAGAGAGGUUCUUGGCAACUGCAAAGCUGUCAAUACCUCGGAGAAAUCUCAGCUCUAUGUUUUCUUCACCUACCUUCGAGCUUCUCUUCUUUCCCUUAUCUCAUCGCCGGGUCGGGUUCUCAAAUCAUGGUGUAUGAUUUGGAAGUGGGAAGAAUGGUAAGGUCGUUCGACGUGUUCCAAGGCAUUCGAGUGCAUGGGAUAGUUUGUUGUAGCUCUACUGAUUGCGCAGAGGGAACAUUGCCUUCUGUUGUUGCUUUCAACAUUGUCGUAUUUGGCGAAAGGAGAGUGAAGAUGUUUAGUUUGCAGGUUGCAAUGGGGCAGCUAGUGAGUGUCAGUUUGACGCUCUUACAGUCCUUGCCAAAGUUUGCUAAUUGGGUAUUGGAUGUUUCAUUCUUGAAGGGGUCUGUGAGUGGUUCGAAUGAGGAGGGUGAUUGUCUUGCUAUAGGGUGUACUGACAACUCUGUCCAGCUUUGGGAUGUCACAACUUCUACUGUGGUUCUUGAAGUUCAACAUCCUGAGAAAACCCUUCUGUAUUCAAUGCGGGUAUGGGGUGACAAUCUUCAAGCUCUCCGUGUUGCAUCUGGUACUAUCUAUAACGAGAUCAUUGUUUGGAAAGUGGUUCCUCAGUAUGAUGCAUCAUCUUUAGCAAGUCAAGUAGAAGACCACAUUGAUCAGAGUAAUUUAUUCCCAAACUGUGUUCAACCUCAUGGUUGCCAGUAUGAAGCUAGUCAUAUGUGCAAACUUUCUGGACAUGAAGGUUCCAUUUUCCGCAUAGCGUGGUCCUUUGAUGGAUCCAAACUGGUUUCCGUCUCUGACGAUCGCAGUGCUCGUGUUUGGGAAGUUUCCUCUGAGACGAAACAUUCUGAGAAGCUAGGGGAAUCCAUUGGCCUUGUGCUGUUUGGUCACAAUGCCCGAGUUUGGGACUGCUGUAUUUUUGGUUCUUUGAUUGUCACUGCUGGUGAGGAUUGUACAUGUCGUGUGUGGGGACUGGAUGGUAAACACCUUCAAAUGAUCAAGGAGCACGCAGGAAGGGGAAUAUGGCGAUGUUUGUAUGAUCCAAACUCUUCACUUCUCAUUACUGCUGGUUUUGACUCUGCAAUAAAAGUGCAUCAGCUGCACGUUUCACUCUCUUGGGGACUGGAGGGACCUGCAGAGACAAAAGAAAUCGAUAGAACGAUUGCGUACACAACUCAUAUCCCUACUUUGUCGGAGCAUAGUGGACCUAUGGACAGCAAAAGCGAAUAUGUACGUUGCUUGCACUUUGCACGUGAGGAUACACUAUACAUUUCCACAAACCAUGGUUAUCUGUACCAUGCUAAAUUAUUGGACAAUGGAGAAGUAGAAUGGACUGAACUUGUCCGCCUCAGUGAAGAAGUGCCGAUUGUUUGCAUGGAUUUAUUGUCAGAACCAUUUGAACUUUGCUGUAGUGUUGAGGAUUGGGUUGCUGUUGGAGAUGGUAAAGGAAACAUGACAGUCGUCGGGGUUAUACAUGAUGCUUGUACCCCAAAAGUGGGUUUUGCCCUUACUUGGUCUGCUGGAAUGGAGAGACAACUCCUAGGAACACAUUGGUGCAAGUCACUAGGUUAUGGGUACAUCUUCUCAGCUGACCCUAGAGGAACAUUGAAGCUUUGGAGGUUGUCUAACCAUUCUGCCAGGAGCUAUGUAUCUCUUGUAGCAGAAUUCACAUCUAGUUUUGGAAUCCGAAUCAUGUGCUUAGAUGCAUCUUUGGACGAAGAGGUAUUGGUAUGUGGAGAUAUACGUGGUAAUCUUGUUUUGUUUCCUUUGCGGAAGGGCGUGUUGCAGGGCACAGAGGUGGCAUCUAAUGUGAAAAUAUCUCCGUCAAAUUAUUUCAAAGGAGCUCAUGGGAUAUCAAGUGUUUCAAGUGUUUCUGUAGGUAGACUAAGUUCCAGUCAGAUUGAAAUAUGCUCGACAGGAGCAGAUGGUUGUAUAUGCUAUCUGGAAUAUGAAACAGAUAGGAAGACAUUAGAGUUUACAGGGAUGAAGCAAGUGAAGGAGUUGAGUCUUAUUCAAUCCGUCUCCACUGAUAACAGCUCUGUCAGUGAGUUGUCAAGCUGCCAUUGUGCUGCUGGUUUUGCAUCAGUGGAUUUUAUUAUUUGGAACUUAAUGACUGAGACCAAGGUUGUGCGAAUUCCAUGCGGUGGAUGGCGUCGUCCUCAUUCCUAUUAUCUUGGUGAUAUACCAGAAAUAAAGAACUGCUUUGCAUAUGUUAAGGAUGAAAUCAUUUAUAUUCAUAGGCAGUGGGUGCUUGAUAGUGAAAGGAAGAUACUCUCCAGGAAUUUGCAUAUUCAAUUCCAUGGGAGAGAGAUGCAUUCCAUAUGCUUUGUCUCAGAAGGAUUUCAACCUGGAGUAUAUAGGAAGCACAGCCUCUUCUCUGGAUCUAGUUGGAUCGCAACUGGGUGUGAAGAUGGAACUGUGAGGUUGACUAGGUAUAUGUCAGGGGUUGAGAAUUGGUCUGCAUCAAAAUUGCUUGGGGAGCAUGUUGGUGGAUCAGCUGUGAGAUCUAUAUGCUCUGUGUCAAAGAUAAGCAUAGUUCUGUCAGAUGUGACCAACAUACCCGAUACGAAUGGACAAAGUGCAGCAAUGGAGAACAUAGAAACUCCGGUUUUGUUGAUAUCCGUUGGUGCAAAGCGGGUGUUGACUUCUUGGCUACUAAGAAGUAGGAAGGUAGACAAGAAGGAAGAACAGCAUAACAUCGCUGGAAAUAGCAAUAAAGUUUUGUUGCAAGAGUCAUCUUCAAUGUCAUUCCAGUGGCUUUCCACAGAUAUGCCCGCCAAGUAUUCUAGUGCUCAUAAGUUUCCAGAAAACAAAGAGAAAAAGGCUGGUCUAGCUCCGAAUGUUUCUAGUGCAGAAGCUGAUGGAAGAUCUAUGUCACUGUCUUCAGAGAAUGGAAAGAUGGAGUUGAAAUCUGGCAUUAAGGAUAAAUAUGAAGAUGACUGGAGAUACCUGGCUGUCACUGCUUUUUUGGUUAAAUGUGCUGGUUCCAGGAUUACCGUCUGUUUUAUUGUAGUCGCUUGUUCAGAUGCCACCCUUGCAUUACGGGCUCUUGUUUUACCAUAUAGGCUAUGGUUUGAUGUUGCUAUAUUAUUUCCUUUGUCAUCACCAGUUUUGGCAUUGCAGCAUGUUAUCCUUCCCACAUGUCUCCCUUCUGAAGAAAAUGUUCAGAUUGGAAGUUUGUAUAUUCUCAUUAGUGGGGCUACUGAUGGAAGUAUUGGUUUUUGGGACCUCACUAGAAGCAUUCAGGCUUUCAUGCAGCUGGUAUCAGUACUUGAUGUAGAAAAGUUCAUUGAUUGUCAGAAACGGCCACGGACAGGGAGAGGAAGUCAGGGUGGACGACAGUGGAGGUCUUUAGGCAGUAGCAUGUCAAAGAAUAGACUAGGCGCUGGUUCCGCCACUGUAAAAUCUGGAAAGGAAACUGAUCACAAUUUGCUUGAUCGUGUUAUGGAUGGAACCUCAGAGAUGCUAAAUGAUUAUGAAAGCAGCAGAACAGCUUCUUCACAAGCUACUGCUUCCCUGGAUUCAGAAGUGAAUGCUUGUGAUUCCUCAUCUGAUAUAUGUGAAAUAUCUCCUUUAUAUGUUUUCAAGAACAUUCAUCAAUCUGGUGUCAAUUCUCUCCAUGUUUCAGAUGUAGAGGGUUGUCAAAGUCCUGAACUUGGUUUUCUUUACAAUUUAAUUAGUGGGGGUGAUGAUCAAGCCCUUAGCUGUCUUAGGUUUGAAUUGUCAGUGUCAGCAUCAGACUCUGAAUUUGAGAACAUGACACUGGAUGUCAGAAAGUCAGUCACUCAACUUGGAAAUGCUAAGAACUUUAUUCAUUCUAGUCAAGACAAGAACUAUUGGAUCAGAUUCCUAAAUCAUGAUAUAGUCCCCUCAGCUCACAGCUCUGCUGUAAAAGGUGUUUGGACAGAUGGAUCUUGGGUUUUUUCCACUGGUCUGGAUCAGCGUGUCAGGUGCUGGCGUCUUGAGGAGGAAGGUAUACUAAUUGAGCAUGCUUAUUUAAUCAUCAGUGUCCCAGAGCCAGAAGCGCUGGAUGCUAAAGUGUGUGGCAGGAACCAUUAUCAGAUUGCAGUAGCUGGAAGAGGAAUGCAAAUGCUUGAGUUCUCUGAAAUUCAAGACGUCAGUUGA